UCUCCCCUUUCAUAAGGGUCAGAAGGUAAGGAUCAGAGCUGCGGCGGCUUCUGUCUCCACGCCCACGUCAUUGUGAGCUGGCUGUUUGGCCGUUGGCGCCCCCACGGCUCGGUGACCACAGCGGUGACCACGCGCCCCCACGGCUCGGUGACCACGGCGGUGACCACGGCUCGGAGACAUGGCAGCGGUGACUGCGCUGUGCCGGAAGGCAUGGGACUACGUGAAGACCAAGGAGUUUCGGGAUUAUGUGACCAGCACACACCUUUGGGGUCCCGUAUUCAACUGGGGCCUGCCGCUGGCUGCCUUUAAGGACAUGAAGGCGUCCCCGGAGAUCAUCAGCGGCCGCAUGACCACGGCGCUCAUCUUCUACUCGCUGGCCUUCAUGCGCUUCGCUUACCGCGUGCAGCCCCGCAACCGGCUGCUGAUGGCCUGCCACGGCACCAACGUGGUGGCGCAGAGUGUGCAGGGCAGCCGCCUGCUCAUCCACCGCUACGGCGGCGGCCUGAAGGCGGCUGCUGACACCGACAUGGACACCAACACCGACACCAAAGCCGACACCGACACCGACACCACGGAGUGUGAGAGCGAGUGCGUCUGCGACCCUGGGGAGAGCGGCUUCUUCUAGGUGGCCGCCGGCCCCCACCUGCAGGCCCCGACGUGAGAUUCAUAAAGGCUGAGACGGCCCCAUCGAAUCUUGGCAGCUUGCCAGCUCCGAACUGUUAUUCUUCCGAAAGACGAAUAAAAGUUUGGGUUUGACUCUAA
Molecule: messenger RNA, 762 nt
Organism: Myotis brandtii (Brandt's bat)
Lineage: Eukaryota; Metazoa; Chordata; Mammalia; Chiroptera; Vespertilionidae
Product: mitochondrial pyruvate carrier 1
Exons: 1
Coding region: 179-625 (148 amino acids)
Biological process (GO): pyruvate import into mitochondria
Cellular component (GO): mitochondrial inner membrane
Source: RefSeq, a predicted model, not a curated record